This is a messenger RNA of Colletotrichum navitas, 733 nucleotides long. RefSeq lists its product as uncharacterized. The record is from RefSeq and is a predicted model, not a curated record. Bases 144 to 650 code for a protein of 168 amino acids. The transcript has a single exon. NCBI's taxonomy places the organism in Eukaryota, Fungi, Ascomycota, Sordariomycetes, Glomerellales, Glomerellaceae.
AUCUGCCUCGCUAGGCUGUGAGGGGCAUGACGGAAGGCCGCUUGUCGUUUCUCGUCGUGUCUGGAUCCAUCCGCAGGUAGCAGAACAUUACAUGGAAGUCAUAUGAUGUCGAGAUCGGAGUCGGAGUUUGUGUAGGACGGCUUAUGAAAAGGAAAAAAGAUUUUUUUUUUUCUUUUUGUUUCUUUGCAGAAUUGAAGCCGCCCGCGCCUUUCCGAGCGGCCUCCGACAAACAGCCCCCAAAUUGUGGCUGGAGAAGUGAUCUCGUGCAGCGAAAUAUAUGGGCGGGCGUCAGGGGAUGGAAUCCCACAGCCUUAUGGUACGUUUCAAUCAAAGCGUCGCCUGCCACUGGAAGACAAUUGCCUCGUCGAAACCUCGAGGUGGUCGGUCUGGAAGCCGAUCGCGGCGAGACAGGCAGUGCCGGCUAUUUCCAUCCUGUGUUGGCGGUGACCGGAGGAUGGGAGAUGAAGAAGAGCGUCUCGGCGAAGGAUUGGAGGUGGUGUGUGUGUAUGUGUGUGCCUGGAUGGAUUGACGCGUCCGAUGUGGUGGUGGUGGUGGUGUACGCGUUCUGGGACCUGGCAAAGACGCGGCCACUAGCCAAUGAUGGAAUCGAGAGGAGUUUCAGAGUUGGUUCUAGGACUCCAAGAUUCUAGUGUAUUCGCGACUUUUCUGUCUGUCAGCCAGUCAGUCAGUCAUUCAUUCAUUGAAGGAUUUGGGUGCAUCGUAUGCGGCCAGG